Messenger RNA from Linum tenue, 3291 nucleotides. Lineage: Eukaryota; Viridiplantae; Streptophyta; Magnoliopsida; Malpighiales; Linaceae. The record is from the annotation of a GenBank genome assembly.
CUUCUCUCACUUUCCACGGGAAACAAAGAGAGUGAACUCUUUGAAACCCUAGCCAUGGAUCGUUCCACCUCCGAUAAGGAUAAAUCGACCAAGCGGUCGCGCGACGAGCUUGAUCGUGACUCCGGCAGGGACCACCGCGAUAGGGAGCACAAACACAGAUCCAGGGACAAGGAUCGAGAUGGCAAUUCUUCCAACCACCGCCGGUCGGAGCGAGAGGAAAAGCAUCGCGACGGAGACCGCUACCACCAUCGCAAGUCGUCAAGGCGCGAGGAUCGGGAGGGUUCUCGUGACCGGGAAACGAAGCGAGAGCGGUCGGUUGAUUUGAGGGGAGAUGAUCGAGAAGGCAGCAGGGAGAGAGUUGAUCGGUCUCACGACCGUCGAAGGCGAGAUGAGAGGGAGCGGUCCAGGGAGAGGUCUUAUGACGGGAGAGACGAGAGGGAAGGGAGUAGAGAUAGGCAUGAUAAUAGGGCGCGGGAGAGAGAAGUGAAGCGUGAGAGAUCGUAUGAUGAAAGCAAAGAGGGGGAUGAUGUUACGAGAAGGAAGAGGAAAGAUAGAGAAGACGGUGGGGAUGAAAGGGAGAAGAAGGAAGCUAAGGUAUCGGAUGGGAAGAGGGAGAGGAGACGAUUUGGGGAUAAAGUGAAGGAAGAGAACGAUGUUGAUAACGGCGAUAUCUCGCGGGUUCCUGAUAAUGCUACAAGAGGUGAAUUUAGUGAGGUUAAGGUGAAAGAGGAAGUGAAUGACGAGUCAAUAGCUGGCGGUGGCACCGUCAAUGGUGGAUUUCCAGCUGAUAAUGGUGCUUCCUCCGGAUCAUUGACUAGAAGCAUUGCUGGGUCCUCUGUAGCUCCUGACUUAUCUGUUCCUAUCAAGGUAUCUUCAAUUUCAAACACAACUGAAAAUAAGGGAGUUAGUAUUACCAGAUCUCAUGAGGUUCCUGGAAAAUCUAGUACAGAUGGGACAUCAUCGACUGCCGGCAAAAGUGGAAGUUCAUCCCUUGAUGUAUUAGCUAAAGCUAAGAAAGCCAUAGAAAUGAAGAAAGAGUUGCAAGAGAAGUUGAAGAGGAUGCACAUGUUGACCAAGACAAAUAUUUCGAGUUCAGAUGGUACCAACAUUUCACGGGCCAAAGAUGGUUUGAAAGCUCCAUCUUCUACUCCACAGGGAGUGGGUGCGUUAUCAACAACAGCCACAAUCGGCGUUUCAGCUACUGCUGCGAAUCCGUUGGUGCAACCUGCUAGCGGUUUGCCACCAAUUCCUGGUCUUAAUAGCUCACCUAACUAUGAAGCUGUCAGACGUGCACAAGAGCUUGCGGCAAAGAUGGGCUUCCGUCAGGAUCCUGAAUUUGCUCCACUUAUUAAUAUGUUCCCUGGACAGAUGCAGACAGAGGCUGCUGUACCACAGAAGCCCAGUAAGGCUCCUGUUCUCCGGGUAGAUGCACUAGGCAGGGAAAUAGAUGAACAUGGAAAUGUUGUGAGUGUGACUAAACCAAGCAACCUCAGCACGCUCAAGGUUUGUACAAUACAUAAUAUCCUUGUGGUCUCCUUUCAGGUGAACAUCAACAAGCAGAAGAAGGAUGCUUUCCAGAUUCUUAAGCCUGAGCUGGAAGUAGAUCCCGAGUCAAACCCUCAUUUUGAUGAAGGUAUGGGCAUCAAUAAGGCUAAGCUUCUGAGGCCUAAGCGGAUGUCUUUCCAGUUUGUUGAGGAGGGAAAAUGGUCCAAGGAUGCUGAAUCAAUAAGACUAAGGCAUCAAUUUGGAGAAGAAAGAGCAAGAGAUAUGAAGGCCAGACAAGCACUUCAUGCAAAGGCUAAAGCUGCUCCUGACGUGAAUCCUAAUCUUAUAGAGGUAGGAGAGAGAGUUGCGACCAAAGAGAAGGCAAAGGACCCAAUUCCUGAAAUCGAGUGGUGGGAUUUGCCUUUUCUUGUUGGUGGUGUCUAUGGUGAUUUCGAGGAUGGCAUUAUUCACGACAAUCAAUUGAAGACGGAUAAGAUCACCAUCUAUGUUGAACACCCACGCCCUAUUGACCCUCCUGCAGAACCAGCUCCUCCACCACCACAGCCUCUGAAGCUGACCAAGAAGGAACAGAAGAAACUCCGAACCCAGCGCCGUCUCGCUCGUGAGAAAGACAGGCAGGAGAUGAUCCGACAGGGCCUGCUCGAACCGCCUAAACCGAAAGUCAAAAUGAGCAACCUAAUGAAAGUUCUUGGUGCCGAAGCAACGCAGGACCCCACGAAGCUCGAGAAGGAAAUUCGCAGUGCGGCUGCAGACCGCGAGCAAGCUCAUAUUGAUAGGAACAUUGCGAGGAAGCUCACACCUUCUGAGCGACGCGAGAAGAAAGAGAGGAAGCUGUUUGACGACCCGAAUACCGUGGGGACCCUGGUUUCUGUGUACAAGAUAAACGAUCUGUCCCACAAGAAGACCCGAUUCAAGGUCGAUGUGAACGCGAGCCACAACCACUUGACUGGGUGCUGUGUUAUCUCCGAGGGAAUUAAUGUUGUGGUUGUUGAAGGUGGGAGCAAAGCUAUCAAGCGGUACGGGAACUUGAUGCUUAGGCGUAUAAAUUGGGCCGAGGCUGUGAACGACGACGAGGGUGAAGAUGGUCGAGAUGACGACGACGAGGAUAAACCACGUAACAAUUGUGUGUUGGUGUGGCAGGGGAUUGUUGCUAAACCUAGCUUCAACAGGUUCACUGUACAUGAGUGCAUGACUGAAGCUGCUGCCAGGAAGAUAUUUGCUGAUGCUGGUGUCGUCCAGUACUGGGAUCUCUCAGUCAACUUCUCGGACGAUCAGGUCUGAGGCAGAGCCAUUGCCCGAGCUAUUAGUUGGUAUCGUAUCUCUUGCAUUUCUGUUGAGGAGAGUUAACGUGACGAGUUGGAGCUGUGUUGUGCUUGGUUGGUUUGGCUGCACAAUCUCUUCUGGAUGUUUGUGUUGUAUGUGCGGCAUUGGUGUCUGUCUAGGAAGUGAUAUUCGUCCUACCCUGCACUACAUGUUUCUCUGGCAAAUGGUUGCUUGUCGUUUGAGUGCUUUAGACUCUUAGGCCCUACUGAAUUUCCAUUACCUUUCCCGUUUCCUGUUGCCACAACAAGAAUUUCGUAACGAAAAGGAAAACGUGUUCGCUUUGUUUCCUGUUUUUCAUUUGCGGCAACCAUUCUGGACUGCCAUGUCUUUGCCUCGCUCUGCAGCCUGCGUUUAUGAAUGGUAUUUGUGGAUCCCUACUGCUAACGUAAGCCAACUGCCAGUAGCAGGUUGGACGAGUCUUUCUAUUGUUUAAACCUUGCUUCUGUUUUGCCAAGUUCAGGU